AUGAGCAAGAUCGAGGGCCAGGUGGCCGUGUCCAAGAUUCUGAACCAGCUCCUGGACAUGACUCAAUCCACCGAGCGGCAGUAUCACGCCAACGGCGCUGCGCACGUCAGCGCCCCACUGGAGCUGUCGGCGAGCAAGGCCAUCUCCAGCAACUGCUGGGAGGUACAGCAGCUGGGGCUGCACCAAAGCGGCCUGUUCCUGCUGAGGCUGGGACGGGGGCUGCGGCCUGCGCUCGCCUACUGCGACCACGAGACGGACGGCGGCGGCUGGACGGUGAUACAGCAGCGGCUGCCGGCCGAGCCACAGCUCGACUUCUUCCUCGGCUGGGAGGCCUACAAGUGGGGCUUCGGCGACUUGGAGCACGAGUUCUGGUUGGGGAACGAGAAUAUCCAUUUGCUCACCACCUCGGACAAGUUCGAGCUGCGGGUGGAGCUUGAAGGCCACGACGGCACACACCGGUACGCGCACUACGAGCGGUUCGUCGUGGCCGCCGAGCAGGACCAGUACCGCGUCAGGGUGUUCGGCUAUAGCGGCGACGCCGGUGACAGCCUCGACAUCGGCGGUGCGGCCUUCACCACCAAGGACCGCGAUAACGACCAGCUGGCGGACGGCAACUGCGCCAGCUUGCUGCACGGCGGCUGGUGGUACAGCCGCUGCGGCAACGCCAACCUCAACGGCGGCUACCUGGACGCCCAGCCCGACAGCCAGGACAGCGGCGUGUUCUGGGCGGCCUGGACAGGCUACCGGCACUCGCUGAAGAGCGUGCGCAUGAUGGUCCGGCCGGCCAGCUACUACGCCACGCGCAAGACGGCGAACCGCAGCUGA
Pollicipes pollicipes is the source of this 825-nucleotide messenger RNA. Its product is annotated as techylectin-5B-like. Gene Ontology annotation, molecular function: extracellular matrix structural constituent; protein-macromolecule adaptor activity. Gene Ontology annotation, biological process: platelet aggregation; fibrinolysis; blood coagulation. Gene Ontology annotation, cellular component: fibrinogen complex. The coding region runs from base 1 to 825 and encodes 274 amino acids. The transcript has 3 exons. Lineage: Eukaryota; Metazoa; Arthropoda; Thecostraca; Pollicipedomorpha; Pollicipedidae. The record is from RefSeq and is a predicted model, not a curated record.